Messenger RNA from Paramuricea clavata, 14381 nucleotides. The record is from the annotation of a GenBank genome assembly. NCBI's taxonomy places the organism in Eukaryota, Metazoa, Cnidaria, Anthozoa, Malacalcyonacea, Plexauridae.
GUUUUAAAAUUUUUGUUGCAGUGGUUGCACAUGUACAAGGAAAAUUUUUUUUUUUUGAAAAUGAAAUUUGAUACCUGUAUGUAAUUAGUAAACCAUAUGACUUGGCCUUCAGCUGGCCGAUUGUCAUUCAGACUUCAGACUUACACCAGCAAUGAUACAGGCUCAGGCUGUUGGUUUAGAAGUGGCAUUCAAGGGCAAGGUUAUCGAGUAUUUACCCUCAAGUUGACAGACUUGAGAAAAGUUGGUGGUGGACGACUGCACCAGGAUUUUUACUGUACUACCACAAAAGUUAUCGCCAAAUACUAGUUGUUGUGAGACGAAUAUGGCAUCGAAGCCAUCGCAAGACGAGUCCCUGCCGUGAUGAAUAAAAAUUUUGCGGAUACUGAACACGGCGAUUUCCCAAUGGUCUUCUCAGACGAUGAAGAAGGUAUACUUCAUUAUCAUAUUUUAUGACUUAAAUAGUUGAAUAUUUUAUAUAAUUAUAGUUGAAAUAUAUAGUUGAAUAUUAUAAAUAAUUAUAUAUUAAAUAAAAUGUGUAUUUGUUGAAAGCCAUAGCUAGUCCAUUAUAACCUGAGCUUCAAAUAUUUUCUGCUGUAAUAUAUACAUUUAAAAUAUUUAAUAGAAUUAGGCAAUAUUAUUAUUCGUGUUUUAAAGUCUAUGUUUAUGCCAAGUUUGAAUUUAGCACUCUGUAAAAGUUGGCUUGUGCGUCACGAUUAACACGAGUUUCAUCAUAAAAUGCGUCAAAACUUUUAACCCCUAACCUGCGCCGCAGAGGACUCUAUCAGUGACAUAUACAUUAUUGAGUCUGCGGCGCAGGCCUCUCAAUUACGCAAAUAUUCUUGGCUGGUUGACAGAAACCAUGCUGGUAACGAGAAAUGAUGAGCUGCAAUCCCAGUUCAGGGUUCGACAAAUUUGUUAUUUUUAAAAGCUUCCUGGCUGAAUUAUGUCCGUGUCAGCCGUGAUUAAACUUGUGCGGUUGUGCUAUUGUCACAAACUGUGUCACUGCUGUAUCAAGUAUGGGGUCUAGAACGUACACUGUGUCAAUUAUCAAGUCUCUAGCCAUCAACAUCAACGUCAUUCAAGUAAACUUCCUACUUCAUCCAAGCUUGUUCAAAAUCGUAAACACCGUUUAUGCUAGCGGCGUCGUUUCGCUUUAAGGAACGGAUAUGUUCUUUGUUCAUUUAAUAAAUUGAUGUUUAAAAAAGACCGUAGCAGGAAUGGAAGCUAUAACUAUUUGUAGGUUGUAGAUUCGUCAUUCGUCUACAAUGAUAUAGCAUUUCAAGAAAGGUGUAUCAACUUUCUUAAUUGAGUAGAAACACAGGCGUACGAGACAGGCAACUCCCACCCCCCGCCUCCCAAAAAACACCCAGAAAAUCAUGGAUAUUCGGGAAAAUACAGGGGGGAAAUCAAGAUAUCUCGGGCAAAUAUAUCACAAAAUAUGCAAUUUCAUUACAAUCUUUCAUAAAAUUCCGGGGAAACUUUCAAUUGCCCCCAGGAAAAGUAUCAGCCCCGUACACUUGUUUUGAAGUACUGUUGUUACAUUUUGUUACAGAAUUUUUCACUGCUAUUAUCGUACCCAGUUUAACUCGGCCGAGAGAUCACACGUCCACUAAUCCCUGGGCUAAUCUGAUCGUUUUUUGAUCCGUGUUUGAUCGUAUCAAUACUGGUAUAACCAGCAGGGGAGCUUUAAACAACUUCUAUAUUUAGACAACAAUAUGUUAUAUGAUAAUGAAGAUGAUAUUAUUGAUGCACUUUAUCACACUUUCUAUUUACAUUUCAUAUUAUGAAGUUCACCAAACCAUGACGUGCGGGCACUUUAAAAUUUGCAAAAAAACAUCUUGAAAUAUUAGCCCAUUGAAAAUGGUCAAAAUGAAAUACACGUACCGCCACUCCCUCAUAUUUUUUUAUCUCUGAACGGAAAUUGUAAGCCUAAUCUUGUGAUCCCUGAGAACAAAGAGCUACUUCAAAGUAGAUGAAUGUCUUAUAAACAGAUAUUGAAAGAACUAGAUUGAGUUCCAAAAUAUCACCUGUUUCAACCGACACAUUUGGUAGAGGUCAAACAACGUUUCAGCUUGCCACAAUUGUUAUACGACAUGUACUUUAAUUUUCACUUAGGUGUACGAGGGCUGCAGCCCCCCCCCCCCCCAACAAUUUUUAAGUCGGGUGGAUUACCAGAUCAUACUUAAAAAUCGGGCAAUUCUACUUAAAAAUCGGGCAGUUUCCAGUUAAAAAUCGCGCAAACGAUGAAAAGGAAUCACGACGCGUAUUAAAAUAGUCGAAAAAGCAAGACGGAACAUUGUUUUUGUAGUGGUCGGGCAAUUUCCAUCAAUUGCAAGGUAGGGCAAAUUUUUGUUCCCCUGAUUUUUUCCCUCCCAUAGUCCAUACGUUAAUUCGAAUAGUUAUUUGUUUUCGUCUCUUGUUUUCAAAAACAAACCGAGUUCUGACCUUCAUUAUUACUGAUAUCUGAUGUAACAUUUUAAGAUUUAAAUUGGUUACACCGUGAUGGCGUAAGUCCAACAUAUGGCUGUUAAUUUGGUUAAUUAUUCACCCAUGAUGAUCGCGUGCUUACGAAUCACGUGAACAAAAGUUUCGAACGCUCUGUCAGCCAAUCAAAAUUGUCACUGUGACGUCAGAGCACAAAGUCCAAGGCUGCCCUUGGACUCUUCGAGGGCGGAAGUCAGCUGACAGCGGCACGUAAACAAAAAAAAAAUAAUCGACUCGACUUGCAAAAUAAACAUUUUUUAUCCUUCGAUUUCUGAGAAGAAAUAUAGACUGGAAUGAAACAAUCUGCAGCCAAAAAGGGAGAUAUCGGUUUUAAACAUCGUGCAAACUUAAGGUAAAAUUAUUGUAGCCUUGUUUUUCGAAUAUUCAAAUUUACUGUAUUCGCUACUGUUUACAUGUAUAAUUCGGUAAACUUUAAUAACGAUCUAUUCUUAUAACGAUUUAUUUAUCUGGGUUUUAGAAGUUAUGAUUUUAGGUUUAGUGGUUGUAACUACUAACUAGCCAGGCAAUUCGUUGCUGUCUUAACCGGCUUAACCACAGGAAAAUGCCAAUUGCAAACAUCGCUGCCAUACUCAUGUCAUGCGAGGGCUUUUCCCUGAGAUAAUUUUCACAGCUUCCGAAAUUUCGUCUUACUGCUUCGUUUUCUAAUGAUUAAAAAGAAUCAAAAAGACUAACGCUAGGUGCCUACUUAAGUUAGAACAUAAGUAAUAACUUAUCAGAUCUUUAAAUAUAUUUCAUCAAAUUCAAAUAUAUUUCAUCACAAUAAAGCCAUGGGAAUCCUCCUACUUGGAUUAAUAAUAAGUCCAAAUAUUAAUUGUAAUAUUUCUUUAUUGGGGGUUUUUGAUUUUUGCUAAACGUGAGGCUUUUAUGUAUGAAAGAUAUACAUUUACCUAAUUUUUGGUCGAGUAAUAAGAAAUAAGUUAUAUUUGACAACCUACUCAGUUUUUGGUUGAGAAGUUUAGCGGGUACUUGUUUAUAUGCCGAGCCACAAAGCCAAGGUUUUAAUUUGCGUUGUAAAAGACUUAAAAUGUUCGUUUUCCGUUGACAAAAGUUCAGAAAAAAUGUGUUUAUGUAUUUAAAUGAAUGCAUUACCACAGGGCAUUACUAAAUUUUCUGUGCAUUCUACAGUGAUACCUGCAAGGGGUCCCUUUUUGUAUACCGUAUAUCGAGCAUAUCGAGAUACCGAUUAGAUAAUUUAUUAAGGCUGGUGCUUUACACUAGCACAGUAGGAAUUUCGCAUAGGUAAAUUCUAAGUCUUGAAGUAUUUGUAAGAAAUCUUCGAGGGAACUGACUCACUGUUUAACACUGCGGCAGUUCCCUCAAACAAAUCCUUCAAAACUUAGAAUUUACCUAUGCAAAAUUCCUACUGUGCUAGUGUAAAGCACACAGAAACUUUGAUAGUGUAUCCAGUGACUCACUCUGUUGACGAUCAGUACUGUAUUAUUGCACAAGUUAACAGUACUUUAAAGUCUUUCAAUAUAAACAAAACCCAAAGCGUUGGCUUAUGUGCAAUUUUGGCACUGAGCCGAAACGAUUUGCAUUUUAUAUAAGUAAUAUUCAUGCAUCAUUGUAACAAUAAGAUCAUUAGAACGUGUCGUUGUCAACAGUGAAUUAUAAAUGUUUUCUAUUACACCAAACAGCUCAUUACAUUAUGCAAAGUUUAAUGCAAUGAGGAAAAACUAGGAAAGAUUCAUCGAUUCUCCAUGGAAUGAUAUGAUCAUCAACUCUCAACCAGUACUCUCAACGGUAAAAUCUGCCAAUUGCAACACAUGCCCGUUUUGAAAGCCCGCUGACGAAGUGAAAGAAGUUUUGGGAUGUAAGAAAGUUAUCCAUAACAUAAAGGUUUUCCCAGCUAGUUUCGUUGCAAUUCCAAAGGUUCUUUCAACAAGAAAUUGUUAUAAUCACAGAGGUUUGCAUUAUUAAAUUUGGUUAUUUUCUUUUCUAGCUGUUCCGAUGGAGGAGGCCAGAGAACAAGACUUUCUUCAAGUACCAAGUUCCGAAACACCAAUGAAUGUUGAGCUCAAUGAGGAUCCAUGGACACCAAUGACAGCCAAGAGACGACAUUCUGAUGCAGGUACGUACCAUCACAACUAUGCUACCAACAUCAUGACAUUAAUCACCAUCAUCAUUAACACUGGCAAAAUACCACCAACAUCGUUCUAUCUCAGUUGGUGCCAUUAUCUCCACUACCAUUAUCCACCAGAAUCCACCAUCAUUAUCACCACCAUCAUCAUCACCACUAUUAUCACCAUCGUCCACCAUUGUUAAUUACAGUCUCUGUCCUCACCAACGACAAUCUUAUUUUGAAAAACAUCAUAAAUAAUUUUUGUUCUGGUUUAUGUAUUCACUGGUUUUUAAAAACAUUAAAAAUUUACUAAAUGUUAAAAGUUAUAAAUAAAUCAGGCUUUCGGACUAAGCGUCCAUCAGGAUUUUAGUGAACACAUAAACCAGACAAAAAUGAAAUUGCCUAGUAACAUAUCAAUUGUGACUCCUAAAUCAUUCAUAGGCUCUUCACUGGCAGCAAUAUCUAACGGACAUGUUGACUACAUUCCAAAUGGCGACAUUCCGAACGGUGAAAUUCUGAAUGGCAACGCCAGUUUCCACGAGAAAGAAAAGAUUGACAUCGCCUAUGAAACGAACGAAGGAAACUUUCGCCCUUAUAAAAGACGUUUUUAUAUCCUCCUUGUGUUCUCCCUCUCUGCAUUUGGACAAUACUGCGCGUGGAAUGCGUUUGGUCCUAUAUCAGGAACAGUGAAAGCUGUAUUUGGUUGGGGAAAUGCAGAGAUCGCUUUACUUGCAAGUCUUGAUCCAAUCACGUAUCUUUUUACGAUGAUAUUCUUUUCAUGGAUGAUGGAUGUGAAAGGUAACUAGAGAAGAACUUCCGACGAAGGGUCUUCGCUCAAAACGUCGAGGUUCUUCUUGUAUUUUUCAACCCGCAGCUUUCUGAACUAGAGAAUCAAUAUGGAACAUCGUGAUUACCAAUAUCGAAGUGCCUGCAUGGCGGCAACAGGUUGUUUGGCAGCAUGUUUUUGACAGCACGACAAUGCUCACCCUGUCUUCAAACAUCUUCAGUUUUCCAGUGUAAAGCAUGCCAAAUUUUCUGCAUGCGAUACAGUAAAUGAAAUGGUGAGAGGUGCACGUUGUUUUUGACAGUAAAUUUACAUUAGGGGUGCCGAAAUAAUAGUUGAGGAAUCUUUAAAGAAACUCGAGACGAAUCGUACAAGCUUGAAAGCCGAAAGUAUAAUCACUUGGGUCGAGAUAUUAAAUAUGAAAUCUGCGCUUUGUAAAUUAAGGUACUUUGUGAUAUAUGUCAUUUUUCCUUUCCGACAGGUCUCCGUGUUUCGUUGGUGCUUUCCGUUUUCCUCAUGUUUGUUGGAACAGGUUUAAGAUGUGUCACGAGCGAUCAUGAUGUUGCACUUUGGUAAGUUACAUGGUCUUAUUUUGACUAAAAAAACCCUUAAUCUAAUGUCUAAAAGCUUUAAAAUGUUUGAUACAAGUGUAACUUAUUAAGGCCCGUCAAGUUGCGGUUUGAUCGCCAUCUCUUGGCUCUAUGCACACUCUAGCCUCCUCCGCAGGCCUCUCAUGGGUUUUAGCUUGCGAAUGGGUUUUAAAAAAAAAACCCAACUUUUUCCGACCACCCGAUUCCUCGGGUAAGAUGCCUGCGGAGGAGGCUAUGCACACUCAUCAUCUGGUUCAAAUUUUGAGAGUGAACGGGAAUUUCUGCUCGUUUGGCCAGUCCCACGUUGCAACUCUUGAUUGACCGGAGCAUAAGAGUUGAGAAAACUCUCACGCAAACUCUCGCAUAUCAACUCUUAUUCUCGUUUGACCAUACUCCACUCGGCUGCAAUGUUGGCUUCAUUUAUCAACAGUUUCCAAAAAAAUUGAAUUCAAUAUCACGAGGCAUUAACCGUGUUGUGUCUCUUUUAGGACAAUGACAGCUGGACAAUUCCUCAAUGGUCUUGCAGGGCCUGUCACGCAAGCAGCUCCACCAUUGCUGUCGUCCGCGUGGUUCCCACGCAGUGAGAGAACUACUGCGACUGCGGUGGCAUCGCUCUGCGGAUCUCUAGGAGUGGCGUUGUCGUUUGUGAUUGGUCCAAAUAUGGUGGGUGGUAUUGAUCUCGACAGUUUUCCAACUCAGUCAGAAUUUUCACAACUUACUUCAAAUUACAGGUAAGAUGAGUCGGACUAACUUUAAAUCCGUUAUGUAGCUCUUAGCCAGAAUGGACCAGCUCUUCCCUGUAAUUGGAAAUGCUCGGUUUGUUUGCAACCCGAAGGUUAUAUUUGCCAUUCACCCAAUAACACUGUAAACACCCGACUUACAUCUCUCUUUUAUUUACAGUUUUCUCUCACAGAAUCUUUAUUUAAACAAGACCAUUCCUUUAUCAGGUAAGCUUUCUAAGAUUUCUUUACUAAAUAUCUUUACUGAAUGAGUUCUUGUUCUUCUAAUCUUGCUUGCGCAAAUAGACAGGGUAGAAAAAUUAAGCGUGUAUAUUUGAAAUUGUCUUCAUUGAAUAAGUACGCGUUCCUCAACCUCGUGGAAAGAGCCUGGGUAUGAGGUUGCGCGUUCCUUACUAAUCUUGCUUAUGCGCAAAACAGAGUAUUCUAUAUUUACUUUGCUUUCACUUCAUUUUCUAUCUCUUUUCUUUUCUUUUCUUAGAAACAUUAUACAAAGACGCAAAUCACUACUGGUCAAUGGACGACAUUAGCAAGCCUUCAACACCAACAUUUAGUGAUAAACUCUACUAUAUUCAAGACGCUAAAAGCGACCUCAGAGGAAUUCUUCAUAGAACUACGCAUAUUUCAGGACAAAUUGACAAAGCCUUAGAAUUAAGCGGAAAUGGUUUCAUAGAUCUUGGAAAUUUUAUCAACACUUGUUUGGGAAAACCAUCUGUUUGUGAUAACGGCAUGACCGUUUCGUUUUGGUUAAAAUAUAAACUUUUAGACAGGAGGCAAUAUUUUCUAGGGACUAGUGGUUCAGACAUUAGACAACCAGGAUUUGUCAUAUAUCAAGAUAUGUAUAUAAACGGUAGUAAUUAUAUAGCGGUCAGUGUUCGGACUGGCGAGGCAGCAUGGACCACGCAUGUGACAGUCCCGUGGGAUACAUGGACUCACGUGCUAUUCAGCUGGAGCCCACGUGAUGGUUUGACAGUGCACACAAAUGGUACGGUCGCUAGUAGGUCAAAGGAGUUCUCCCCAACAGGAUCGAUACAGAAUUCACAUACGUCAUUCACACUGGGAAGAGCAAAUAAUGAACCAAUAUUAUCUAGGGCUACCUACGACGAGCUAGCUGUAUGGUAUCUAGUACUUACAGAUAAGGAAGCCAUGGCGAUCUACGCAAGGACGUCUGGGAUUGAUUUCGAAGCUCUAGACGCCAAGACCAUCCAAGGUGAACAUGCAUAGUGCUAAAAAGAAAAUAUUUGUAAGCGUUAAUUUGUUUGAAUGGCCGAGUUAGAUGAUUACUGUGGUUAUACAGUAUACUAUGCUGAGUGGUUAUAUUACUACCUUAAAAAAUAAGCAGAAACUUGACGUUUCGGGCGAAGGCCCUUCGUCAAGAGUUAGUAGCCAAUUAUUAUUAGCAAUUUAUACAGUAUACGCCUGUUUUCCGGCAAACAUUAUAGCCAUGGUUGGUGGUUGUAAACUACGCCUGUUUUCGCCUCACUGUUCUCGGAAAUAUACAUAUGCAGAAAGUUUUUAUAUUUGACUUACACAGGAAAUUUUGAAUUUUCGAAUUUGCUGCCAAGAAGAGAAAUAUAUUAUCUAGACCCGGUAUUUUCGAUGGUGCUACUCCAGUACAGCUCCACAGCGGGCAAGCUGAAAACUUGCUUCACCGCGGUGGGAAUCUUAGGGCGCUUUCCAUUUAAUGGCCUGACUGGUCAGACCCGAAUUCUUUUCUCUGUAUCAAUGGAAAGAUUUGGUCUAUGUUUCUCAAAUAUCUAGCAAAAAUGGACAUCAUUCUAAUGUUAUCUAAAUUUUCCAGUCAGAUAGGUCCGAAGCCCAGAUGUUUUGUGUUCCAUUCAACAAUUUGACCGUUCUGACCGUGUUAAUCGAAAGCGCCCUUAUGCAAUCCUAGAACAAGUUUGACACUGUAGUGUCUUCAUUCGAUCGUCAUCAAAGGUGAUCAAAAGUAGCAACCGAGAUCUUUAUCGCAUAAAAAAUCUGAUCAGGUGUUUUCUCUUUCAGCCAAAGAAGAUUUGUUGCAAGAACGUGAAGAUGAAAUCAUGAGGUUAUUGUAUAUAGGUACGUUUAUUAUAUAGUAGAGAGUGAGAUACUGAAAAAUACACAGCGAGAUAUCUUCCAUAUCUUCACUAGUGAACAUAUCGAUCACGUGACUUUUAGUGUUUAUACAUUUUUUUGCUUGGGACUAUAUAAUGGAACAUUACACGGUGGCAUUACACUACAGAACAUUACACGGUGGCUUGAAGAUAUGACUUCUAUCUUCUCGUGUUAAAAACAAUAUUUUACUCACUCGCUGCGCUCGUUUGUAAAAUAUUGUUUUCACCACUCGAAGAUAAAGUCAUAUCUUCGCGCCGCCGUGUAAUAUCCUCUAUAUAUGUAAAGAUCUGGUCCAAAGAAGACGAGAGUUGAUGAAAGUUCUCGUUCGCGUUUGGCCGCCAUCUUCCAUCGACUCUCAUCAACUUCGAGGGGCGGUUCAAACUUUGGUUAGAGUUGACGAAAGUUUUUGCUAUGCGUGGUAAUAUCCAGUCAACUCUCAUCAACUCUCAUGCAACUCUUCCUCUCGUUUUACUGGAGUACGAGAGUUGAAAAAACUCUCAUGAUGCAAACUCUCAUUCUCAUGUGAUGUGGACUCUUUCCACGUUUCCUGAAUUUUAAACUAUCGAAUCGUAGACAACGUAAUUCUGAUGCAUAUCGAGAGUGCCAUUAAAGGAAGUUACUAACUAAAGCAAUCUCCACUAAACGAUUCAAUUUUGAUUUUUCUAGAGUUUGGAGUGAUAGCCGUGUUGUUUGUGUGCACAGUGUUAUAUUUCCCAGAUAAGCCUCCCACUCCGCCCAGUCUUUCAUCAGCCAGCGAGAGAGAGGACUUUAGUGAAGGGUUCAAACAACUCUUACGACAUAAACAGUUCUGGACACUCACAAUGAUUUAUGGAAUUACCACAGGUAGACAGAAAAGCAACCAUUUCUUAAAUUUCCUUGAAUGCACACAAAACAACAGCUUGAAGACAAGGAUGACAAUGUGAUUAUCUAUACAUACUUUACAUAGUCAAGUCAUUUCCAGCCUUGUACCAUUGUCUUGUGUGUGUCAUCGAGCAAAUUCGGGAAGCUAUUUUUUAUUAAAAAUAUUCUUAUGCCUAAUUAUUAUUCUAAUAAAUUUCCAUUACUCUUUCAGGGAUUUACAGUGGCUGGGGAGCUUUGUUAGCUUUGAAUCUCGAGGGUUUUAAUAUCGGACAGGUAGGAUUUCACUUAAUAUUAUACCUCACAAUGAGCUUGUCCAAUCAGAGAACUAAAUUUGUACCACAUUUCAUCCCUCAGGGUAAUUUUUUGUGGAAUACCCCGAGUGAAAGGUCUAUAACUGAUAAGUAUACAUUGGUGAAGUAAUACUAUACAGAUAUGUCAGUGGUUUAUACCUCGCAACAAUUUUACAUGACCAAUAUUUCCUUGCUUUCCAUGUGCCUGAAACGGAGAAAUAUUUUUGUUUAUUGGUAGGAUAGUAAAGCAUUAAAUAUAGGAGUGUGAAUCGAUGGUCUGUCACUCUGCCUAGGGACCAGAAUGGUGACAAAAGUGCCGUAAUUUCAUUUAUUAAUUCAAUUUAUUUUCCCAGAAUCAAGCUGGCUGGAUUGGUUUUUACGCUACAAUCGCUGGUAUUGGCGCGGGAGUUUUACUUGCCAGGUAAUCAUUGAAAACAUAUGAAGAAAUAGAAAGAUCACUAAACACACUUGUGAUACAACUCAUACAUACAAAAACUUCAAGUUACUGCUGUCAGAAAGAUUAACAAUGGCAAUGGUUUUUCCUCUUCUAGAUUUUCGGAUUUUUUUGGAGGUCGUAUCAAACGACUUUUACUGUUCCUGUUCUUUUGUUCAUCAAUAUCCUUCCUCUGGUUCUCUUUGCUUUGUCUCAGGAUAAUUCCAUUCUCAGAAGGUAACUGAAUAUUAGAUUGUCACAAGAACCAAAAAUUGCUUCGCAAAAGAUGAAUGUGAACGCCUUACUGAUCCUCAACCUCGUACCCAGGCUCUUUCCACUACGCUCCUGGGAACGAAGUUGACUGGUCCUUUCGUAGCUUUUAUUGCACAUUCUUUCUUACUAUUCCAAAAUUAUGUCACGUCCAUUAGGGUUAGGUUUGGCAUUGUAAGAAUAAGUACAGUGCCGUCCCUAGGCCACAGGCCGUCACCCCAUGAAAAUAUCUUGUCGGCAAAAUGAAGGAUUUUGUCGGUGAUGUCUACAUUGUUCAUCUAAUAAAAUUUGACCACCCCCCCCCCACAUAUUUCGGAUAAUUUGUCGGCAAAUACAAUACCACCUCCCCCCUGCUUAAGCCUCUUCGCGACGUCCCUAGAUAAGUAAUAAUUUGUAAGUAGAAAUCACUGAAUAUAAAAUUAAAAUAUGGAAAUCGACUCUCUUUCUUGAUAUAUAAAUUUCUUCCCAAAUAGACCCUAUGCAUAAUGACGUCACUAGGCUUGAUGCCCGAGAGGAAUGCUGGUUUUAGUAGUCAUCGCCCGGGAAAAUUAAACACUUCAAAAUGGCCACUAUCGAAAUUUUCCCGGGCGAUGACUACUAAGACCAGCAUUCCUCGCGGGCAUCAAGCCUUGUGACGUCAUUAUGCAUAAGGUCUAUUCACAUAUCUUCUUCUCUCUUGUUUCCAGCGUCUCUUUAUCCGUCCAGCAUCAUUGGUGGGUUCAGCAUCAGUGGUACGAUACCACUAUUUUACGAGUUAACAGUUGAAUGUACCUACCCCAUUUCCGAGGGCGUCACCACCGGGAUACUCACUCUUAUUAAUAACUUCUGGACUGUCCUGUUUCUAUUGGUCGUCAUGAUUCCAGGAAUAGGUAAGUCAGGCUAGUUUUGAGAACAUCUUGCGAUUAUUUCACGAAACGUCUAUCAACAAGUUAGAAUAACAGUGAAUUUCGGACAUCUAGCUCGACAGAAGACAAUGUGGAAACUCUUUUCGUGGAGGGAAAUUUCAAGUGAAAAUCAAUAUACAUUUUUAAAUUAAGUCGACUAACCUGCAGCAAUUGCGAAAAAUGAAAGUAGUAAGCUCUCAGGCAGGAGUGGAAGCUCUCAGGCAGGAGUGGAAGCUCUCAGGCAGGAGUGGAAGCUGUUCAACCUGCGGCAUUUUCAUUCCGGUGAAGCUUUCUGAGCAGCAAGGCCAGCUAGAGCCAUUAGCGGGUAAAUGCCUGUUUACACUUGCAAUUUUUGAAUGUUGAGAUGAGUAUGAAUGUUCCCCACAUCUCAACAUUCAUAAUCCUUCCACUCGUUGUAAGCAGGCCUUAAGGGUUCUGGAACAAAAAAGAGAAAAACUAUGGGAAUGUUUGAUGCAUAUACCCUCUAUAUAAUAUAUCAUACGUUACUUUUUGUGUGUGUUGGUGUUAUGUUCUCAGGUGUUACUCGAACCGACUUGACCUCGUAGCUCAGUAGGUAGAGCAUUGGACUAGUAUCCCAAACGUCGCGGGUUCGAUUCCCACGGUCCCACCAUGGUCAGGCAAACGUUUCAUCUUGCCCUGUGUACUCAGAGUAACAUCACAAACAUCAUAUGAUACGUUCUUGCCAUACACAUUGCAGUUAGUAGACAAAAUGAAACAAACGUUGACUUACAGGCAAUGCCGUUGCCAUGCAUGACUCAGCUUCAUGACCAGGUCUCUCGGUUUUUGCCUCUUCUGCAACCACAUUCAACCGCUGUGUACAGACUCCAGGGACCGGUUGUUCAAAGCUGGAUUAACGCUAACCCUGGGGUAACCGGCUCCUUUGGUUUGGGUACAUUUGCACUUCUGUUUAUUUCAAUGGAACAUAAUAUUUCUAUUGAUCCAGACAUGGACUGUGAAAACUAUCUUCAUGUUUUUAAAAACAAGCUGUUUGGAAGAUUGCUUUGAAAUUUUCGUUAACCUAAUAUUCCAGUUGUUAUACGUUAGCCACAAGCUCGUUGCACUUUUCUUCAAUUUUCUGAUGUACCCAGCUUGUUUUCAUUCAACUACUGGAUGGAUAUCGUUUGCUGUAAUACUUGCUGCUUCCCCAUAGUGAUCACUCUUCUGUCAUCCCACAUAUACUAACCGCUCUUCUCUCCCUUCACAGGUACAGUUUGGAUGAACUGGGCUUUGUUUGCAUCGUGCGCGGGUUGUAUUCCAAUAUUAGUCAUGUUUAAGGAACGUUAUGGCAGACUCGUGGUUGAUCAAGGAAUAGAGGUGAAAGUGACAAAUGCAAGUGAUGGAGAACUACAAGAUGACAAAUUUAAAACAAGGAGCAUAUUUUCAUCGACGCUGUCAAUGGCCGGAGUUGAUCAAUUUAUGGAUAGACUUCAUAAAUCUAAAGAAUCGAAACUUUAGACGUUUAUGCUCGGGUAUUGCUCAACCACGACGAUCCAAGGACAACCAAAGAAUAACAGUCAAACAUCAACGCCAUCCACGAUCAUUUAUAAAUCUGAAGAAAAAAUGAAAACUUUGAAUAGAUGUUUCUACUCACAAUUCUUCCACAACAAGUCAAACACAACCACAGAAUAACAGUCAAACACAGGGGCCGCGGAACCGUAGGGACAAUAGGGGCAUGUGCCCCCCCCCCCUUUUUUAAAAGUGAAAAAAGUGCCCUUUUUGGGGGGCUGAAGUGCCCCAUUUAAAGAACAAAAAAAGUAUUUCUUGAAUGAACACCCUCGUUUGCUGGAAAGUGCCCUUUUUGCAGUAGUAAAGACUCUGUUAAGGCCAUUUCCGACGUUAUAAGGACUCCAUAUUUUCAAAAAUUUUCGUUCGGCUCAUGAACGACAUAAAAUUGUUUGAUUUUGGUCAUAUUUGUAUAAAGUGCCCCUUUUGGCCAAUGCCCCUCCACUUUCGAAAUGCUUCCGCGGCCUCUGGUCAAACAUCACAACCAUCCAUGAUCAUUUAUAAAUCUGAAGAAUGAAAACUUUAAAUAGAUGUUUUUACUCUAGAAUUCUUCCACCAUGACUGAAAGACAACCAGAAUAACAGUCACAGUCAAACAUCAAAGCCAUGAUCAAUUUAUGCAUAAACUUCAUAAAUCUACACUACAGAACAGAAUGAAAAACUUUGAGUAGAUGUUGUUCGUACACUUUUCAACCAUGUCCCAAAGAUAACCCGGAUAACAAUCAGACAUUACCAAAGCCAAACAAUAUACUUACAAAUCCAAGUACAAUCCAUUUGAAAUUACUUCACUGACAUUGCAUGUGCAAUUCGAGAGCCAAUAUUAAGGCCACAUUACUUACACAAUUCAAGUAGCAUUCGUUUGAAAUUACUUCACUGACAUUGCACUACUUCUGUACGCUUCAAGAGCUAUUAUUAAAGCCACAUUACUAAAUUCAAGAAACUUUCAUUUGAAAUUACUUCACUGCAUUACCUGCGCAAUCCAAGACGAAUCAGUCUCAAAUUUAAACAAUACAUUCUGGACUAUGAAGAAAUACCGGCGAUACAAAUUUUCCCGCUAAACAAAACAGCUUUCCCAGGAGUUCCAAAUUGAAGUUCAAUAUUCAGUUUAUUCCAAGGACAAUUACUUAGCUUUAUUGGCGAGAACAUCGGAUCCGUUCGUAAAUUUAGAUGGUAAAUGACAAUUUUCUAUUUAAUUUUGUAUUUCAUCCAAUUUAGGGGAAUUUUUUUAAUCAUAAAUGCAAAUGAAUUCACUGUUAUACACGAAGGUUAUACGUAAAAAUGGGUAAAUUAAUUAAAUUUUAAAGUAUUUGAAAAUAAAACAGGGGAGAAUGUAAUAAAAUUAUUC